GAAGACAUAAGUGCAAGAUGUGAAAGCUUUAAAAAUAACAAUGACUUGAACUGUAAUUAUUACUGGGAGAAAUCAUUUUGCAAGAAGACAUGCAAUUUAUGCACUGACAACGGAGAUGCUGAAAAGACUGGUCCAUUCCUGGAUCAGCUACAGACCAAUGCAGAAGAGAAACGCCAAGAAUCAGAAGUUUGUGAGGACGAGAGUCCUGACUGUCUUAAAGCCAAGGUUGCUAACCGUCUGGACUGUGGAUCUUCUACAACGAAACGAUUCUGCAAGAAGACCUGCAACAUUUGCGGCGAUGGUGGGACUAUUUGUGAGGACGAGAGUCCUGACUGUCUUAAAGCCAAGGUUGCUAACCGUCUGGACUGUGGAUCUUCUACAACGAAA
Owenia fusiformis is the source of this 387-nucleotide messenger RNA. NCBI's taxonomy places the organism in Eukaryota, Metazoa, Annelida, Polychaeta, Sabellida, Oweniidae. The record is from the annotation of a GenBank genome assembly.